Molecule: messenger RNA, 393 nt
Organism: Peronospora farinosa
Lineage: Eukaryota; Oomycota; Peronosporomycetes; Peronosporales; Peronosporaceae
Source: the annotation of a GenBank genome assembly
AUGGAGCGCAUGUAUAAAGCGUUCCGGACGACGGUCACAGCGCCUCAAUCGAUAAAUCUGUUCAGGCCAAGUAGGACCACAAUAGGUCGUGUCCUGAACAUGGCCACAGUGGGCGACGCGUGUGGAGGAGGCGCCGAGGCGCGGGUACUUGACAACAUAGUACACUAUGCGUCGGCGGAUCUGUCGAUGGUGCUCAUGGCGAAGUUCGACGCAGGACGCAUCGACUACUUGCGCCAAGCUGAGGAGCUUGCGCACUUUUCUCAAGCAGUCGAGGUCGACAGUUGUGCCGGCAAGUCACUAGGUCGCGAGGUCGUCGCAAAUGACUCGACACAGCGCAAGGAAACGCGCACGUGCCACAACUGCAAGAAGCAGGGUCAUUUGAGGAAGGACUGA